Messenger RNA from Phyllostomus discolor (pale spear-nosed bat), 14192 nucleotides. It is a transcript of the gene VPS13D, whose product is annotated as vacuolar protein sorting 13 homolog D. Gene Ontology annotation, molecular function: protein binding. The record is from RefSeq and is a predicted model, not a curated record. Gene Ontology annotation, biological process: protein targeting to vacuole; mitochondrion organization; protein retention in Golgi apparatus. Gene Ontology annotation, cellular component: extrinsic component of membrane. The transcript is spliced from 70 exons. Lineage: Eukaryota; Metazoa; Chordata; Mammalia; Chiroptera; Phyllostomidae. The coding region runs from base 187 to 13353 and encodes 4388 amino acids.
UUGGUCGAGUCGGCGAGGGCCGGAGCGCCGCUUGCAGCGCCAUUGAGGAGCGGCGGAGAGGAAGCGCCGCGCAGUGCCGGGCUUGGGCGGGCGGCCCGGGACACCGACGGAUUCUUCCGUGACCAUGAGAGAGAGAAGUAAAGAAUGAUCGGCGAUCUUUAGGCACCUUGUCCUGGGGAUAUAGUCAUGUUGGAAGGGCUUGUCGCCUGGGUUCUCAACACCUACCUGGGGAAAUACGUCAACAACCUGAACACCGACCAGCUCUCUGUUGCGCUUCUGAAAGGUGCUGUUGAGUUAGAAAACUUGCCAUUAAAGAAAGAUGCCUUGAAAGAACUGGAAUUACCAUUUGAAGUCAAAGCCGGCUUAAUUGGGAAGGCGACCCUGCAGAUUCCCUUCUACCGCCCCCACGUGGACCCCUGGGUGAUUUCCAUCUCCAGCCUGCACUUGGUCGGAGCCCCCGAAAAAGUCCAGGAUUUCAACGAUGAGAAGGAGAAGCUGUUGGAACGGGACCGCAAGAAGGCCCUGCUUCAGGCCCUGGAGGAAAAAUGGAAGAACGAGCGCCAGCAGAAAGGGGAGUCCUACUGGUACUCAGUCACCGCCUCGGUAGUUACGAGAAUCGUGGAGAACAUUGAGUUGAAGAUUCAGGACGUUCACCUGCGCUUCGAAGAUGGCGUCACCAAUCCUUCCCAUCCUUUCGCGUUUGGCAUCUGCAUUAAGAACGUGUCCAUGCAAAACGCCGUGAACGAGCCGGUGCAGAAGUUAAUGCGGAAGAAACAGUUAGAUGUGGCCGAGUUCAGCGUCUAUUGGGAUGUCGACUGCACGUUACUGGGGGAUUUGCCGCAGGGGGAGCUCCAGGAGGCCAUGGGCAGGAGCAUGGACAGCCGCGGCCACCGCUACAUCUUGGAGCCCGUGUGCGCGUCGGCCCUGCUAAAGAGGAACUGCUCCAAGGAGCCUCUGCGGUCUCGGCACACGCCCCGCAUUGAAUGCGACAUCCAGCUGGAGACCAUUCCCCUGAAGCUCUCUCAGCUGCAAUACCGGCAAGUCAUGGGAUUCCUCAAGGAGCUGGAGCGGAAGGAGAGGCAGGUGAAGUUUCGAAAGUGGAAGCCCAGAGUGGCCGUCUCUGAGAACUGCCGGGAGUGGUGGUACUUCGCCCUGAACGCCAACCUGCACGAGAUCAGAGAGCAGAGGCGGCGCUGCACCUGGGACUUCCUGUCCCACCGCGCCCGCGACGCCGUGUCCUACACCGACAAAUACUUCACCAAAUUGAAAGGAGGCGUGCUGUCUGCGGACGACAAGGAGGAACUGCGUCGGAUCGAAGAGGAGCAGAGCUUCGAGGAAUUAAAGAUUCUGCGAGAGCUGGUGCACGAGCGAUUUCACAAAGAGGAGGAGCUGGCAGAGAGCCUGCGGGAGCCUCAGUUUGAUUCUCCGGGAGGCUCCCCUGGAGACCCAGAAGCCGGCGGAGGCAGCGGCAUGCUGCAGUAUCUCCAGUCUUGGUUUCCUGGCUGGGGCGGCUGGUCUGGGCAGCAGACCCCCGAAGGGAAGCCGGGCGAGGGGCUGUCGGCAGAGCAGCAUGAGCAGUGGACCCCCGAGGAGAUCCUGGGCACCGAGGAGUUUUUCGACCCCACUGCGGACGCCUCCUGCAUGAACGCGUACACCAGGCGCGACCACGUCUUCGCCAAGCUGAACCUGCAGUUGCAGCGAGGCACCGUGACGCUGUCUCACCGGGAGCCGGGCGCCCCUCGGACGGAGGAGAGCGCUUUCAUGCAGCUCGAGUUUUCAGAUGUGAAACUCCUGGCAGAAUCCCUUCCUCGGAGAAAUUCCUCCUUGCUGUUAGUCCGGCUGGGCGGACUGUUUCUUCGGGACCUGGCCACGGAAGGAACGCUGUUCCCUCUCCUGGUCUUCCCUAAUCCCCAAAAAGAAGUUGGCAGAGUCUCACAGUCUUUUGGUCUCCAGACAACAUCUGCAGACAGAAGCGAACACUAUCCUGCCGCGGACCCCGACGCCCCGGUGUUUGAGAUGCUGUACGAGAGGAACCCAGCGCACAGCCAUUUCGAGAGGCGGCUGAAUGUCAGCACCAGGCCCUUGAACAUCAUUUAUAAUCCCCAGGCUAUUAAAAAAGUAGCAGACUUUUUCUACAAGGGAAAGGUUCAUACCUCAGGCUUUGGGUAUCAGUCCGAGCUCGAGCUGCGAGUGGCUGAAGCUGCCCGGAGGCAGUACAACAGGCUGAAGAUGCAGACCAAGGCAGAGAUCCGGCAGACUCUCGAUCGCUUGCUGGUGGGCGACUUCAUCGAGGAGAGCAAACGGUGGACUGUGCGACUAGACAUUUCCGCCCCUCAAGUGAUAUUUCCGGAUGAUUUCAAAUUCAAGAACCCCGUCUUAGUUGUCGUGGACCUGGGAAGGAUGCUGCUGACGAACACCCAAGAUGAACCCAGCAAAAGUGGGGAUGGGUCAGCCUCUGAAGAGAACCAGUUCAGUGACGAGGAGUACAAGACCCCCCUCGCCACCCCUCCCAGCACCCCGCCUCCCGAGGCGAGCAGCGGUGCCGGGGAGAAAACGCCUCCGUUCUCCGCGGCCGAGUUCAGCGAGGAGCAGCUGCAGGCGCACCUGCUGAGCACGAAGAUGUACGAGCGGUACUCCCUGUCGUUCAUGGACCUGCAGAUCAUGGUGGGGCGGGUGAAGGACAACUGGAAGCACGUCCAGGACGCCGACGUGGGGCCAACCCACGUGGUCGAGAGGUUCGACGUCCAUCUGCAGCUAGAGCGCCGGCUGAUCUACACGUCUGAUCCCAAGUACCCCGGGGCCGUGCUCUCCGGCAACUUACCGGACCUGAAAAUCCACAUCAACGAAGACAAGAUUUACGCCAUCAAGAACUGCUUCUCGCUCCUCACCACUCCCGACGUGAAGACGUCUGACCCUCAGAUUAAAGAGAAGAUCUUCCCCCAAGAGGACCAGCGGGGAAGCUUGCAAGACUCGGUCAUGAACCUGACGCAGAGCAUCGUGAUGCUGGAGCAGCGCACUCGGGAGGUCCUGGUGGAGUCCCAGCUCCUCCUGGCCGAGUUCAAAGUGAACUGCAUGCAGCUCGGCGUGGAGAGCAACGGCCAGUACAUCUCCGUGCUCAAGGUGUUCGGUACCAAUGCUCACUUCGUGAAGAGGCCUUACGACGCCGAAGUCUCCCUGACCGUUCACGGUUUGCUGCUGGUGGACACCAUGCAGACCUACGGUGCAGAUUUUGACCUUCUGAUGGCUUCGCAUAAGAACUUGAGCUUCGACAUCCCCACGGGCAGCCUCCGGGAUAGCAGGGCCCAGUCUCCUGUCUCUGGAGCCACCGUGGCCCCCCUCCCUCACGCCGCUGCGCUGAGCAGCCCGCCAGCGCCCGGCGUCUCGCUGGACAGGAUUCUCACCAAAGAGCAGGAGUCGCUCAUUAAGCUGGAGUACCAGUUUGUGAGCUCGGAGUGCCCCUCGAUGAACCUGGACAGCUCCCUUCAGGUGGUUUCACUGCAGGUGAACAACUUGGACAUCAUCCUAAACCCAGAGACAAUCGUGGAGCUGAUUGGUUUCCUUCAAAAACCCUUUCCCAAGGAAAAGGACGACUCGAGCCCCCAACCUUUAAUGACUGAUUUUGAAAGCAGCUUUAGGGGACAGGGAGCUUACCAAGCUACGUACGAACAGAACACGGAGGUCGCCGUGGAGAUCCACCGUCUUAACCUGCUGCUCCUUCGGACGGUGGGGAUGGCCAACGGAGAGAAAUACGGCAGGAAGAUCGCGACCGCGAGCAUAGGUGGCACCAAAGUCAACGUCUCGAUGGGGAGCACCUUCGAUGUGAACGGCUCCCUCGGCUGCUUGCAGCUCAUGGACCUGACGCAGGAGAACGUUAAGAACCGGUACGUGGUCAGCAUCGGCAGUUCCACGGGCUACGAAAACAUCCUCAGCGAUAUCGGCUACUUCGAGUCCGUGUGCGUGGGGGUGGAGGACGCGGCCCUCAGCGAGGCCCUGAGUUUCACGUGCGUGGAGAAGUCGAAACAGGAGUGUUUCCUCAGCCUCAGGAUGGCCUCCCUGCACUACAACCACUCGGCCAAGUUUCUGAAGGAGCUGGCCCUGUCCAUGGACGAGCUGGAAGAAAACUUCCGGAGCAUGCUGAAGAGCGCGGCCACCCGGGUCACCACGGUGCUGGCCACCAAGACGGCCGAGUACAGCGAGAUGGUGUCGCUCUUCGAGACGCCGCGGAAGACCCGCGAGUCCUUCAGCUUGGAGGACAGCGACCUGUACGGGCUCGGCCCCGCCGCCUCGCACGCCGACACCGUGAAGCUGAUCUUGAACGUGAACAUCGAGUCGCCCGUGGUGUCUAUCCCUCGGAAGCCUGGGAGUCCCGAGCUGUUGGUCGGGCACUUGGGACAGAUAUUCAUCCAGAACUUCGUGGCGGGCGACGACGAAUCCAGAAGUGACCGUCUGCAGGUGGAGAUCAAAGACAUUAAACUAUACUCUCUGGACUGCACCCAGUUGGCGGGCAGAGAGGGUGCCGGGUCGGACGCCAGCCGGGCGUCGUGCCCUCCCUCCGGGCCGGCCAGCGCCAGCAGCCAGGAGGAGGCCCACUUCACCCGACACGACUUCUUUGAGUCUUUGCACAGAGGCCAAGCCUUCCACAUCCUGAACAAUACCACCAUCCAGUUCAAGCUGGAGAAGAUCCCCAUAGAGAGGGAGUCCGAGCUGACCUUCUCCCUCAGCCCCGACGACCUGGGCACGUCCAGCAUCAUGAAGAUCGAAGGGAAGUUUGUCAACCCCGUUCAGGUGGUGUUAGCAAAGCACGUGUACGAGCAGGUUCUGCAGACGCUGGACAACCUCGUGUACAGCGAAGACCUGACCAGGUUCUCCACCAGCGCCGCCUCCUCGCCCUGCCCCAGCUCCCCGCCGCCUCCCCUGGGCGCCUGCGGCGAGCCUUCUGCCGAGAGGAAGGAGAACGGGUUGUUCAGCCACUCUAGCCUUUCCACCUCCUCCCAGAAGUCCCUGUCCGUGAAGGAAGCCAGGUCCUUCACCCAGAUUCAGGCCAACUUCUGUAUCGCCGAGCUCCAGGUUCAGCUCAGCGGAGACCUGACUCUGGGGGCCCAGGGGCUUGUGAGCCUGAAGUUCCAGGACUUUGAGGUGGAGUUCAAUAAGGACCACCCUCAGACCCUGUCCAUUCAGAUCGCCCUGCGCUCCCUGCUGAUGGAAGACCUGUUGGAGAGAAAUCCGGAUUCCAAGUACAAGAACCUCAUGGUGUCCCGGGGAGCCCCCAAGCCGUUAAGCUUAGCACAGAAAGAGUAUCUUUCCCAGUCUUGCCCCUCGUUGUCCAACGUGGAGUACCCCGACAUGCCUCGGUCUCUCCCUUCCCACAUGGAGGAAGCCCCGAAUGUCUUCCAGCUGUACCAGAGGCCCGCCUCGGCACCCCGCAAGAGGCCGAAGGAGGUCCCGGACCAGGACUACCCCCUGACGCCCCCUCCGUCUCCAACAGUGGACAAGCCCACGGUCCUUGCCGGAAAGAGUAAAUUUGAUGACUCCCUGGUCCACAUCAACGUGUUCCUGGUGGAUAGGAAACACCCGGAGUUCUCGUCCCUGUACAACCGGGUUAACCGGAGCAUCGACGUCGACUUCAACUGCCUGGACGUGCUCAUCACGCUGCAGACCUGGGUGGUGAUCCUGGAUUUCUUCGGGAUCGGCUCCACCGCGGACAACCAUGCCAUGAAGGUCCUGCCUGAGGACGUCCUGCAGAACGUGAGGUCCGAGUCCAGUGCCCUGCUGGCGUCCGAGCUGCAGGAUCCGGUUAACACCAAGCUGGACCUCAAGGUGCACUCGCUCUCUCUCGUGCUGAACAAGACCACCAGUGAGCUUGCUAAAGCGAAUGUGUCCAAACUGGUGGCACACGUGGAGAUGAUUGAGGGUGACCUGGCCCUGCAGGGGAGCCUCGGGAGCCUGUCUCUCAGCGACCUCACAGCCCACGGGGAGCUCUACCGGGAGCGGUUCACCACCAGCGGGGAGGAGGCACUCAUCUUCCAGGCUUUCAAGUAUGGGCGGCCCGACCCGCUGCUGCGCAGGGAGCACGACGUCCGCGUGAGCCUGCAGAUGGCCUCCGUGCAGUACGUGCACACCCAGCGCUUCCAGGCGGAGGUGGUGGCCUUCAUCCAGCACUUCACGCAGCUGCAGGACGUCCUGGGGCGCCAGCGGGCCGCGAUCGAGGGGCAGACGGUGCGAGAUCAAGCCCAGCGCUGCUCGCGGGUUCUCCUAGAUAUCGAGGCUGGCGCUCCUGUUCUCCUCAUUCCAGAAAGUUCCAGAUCAAAUCAUCUGAUUGUAGCAAAUUUGGGGAAAUUGAAAGUCAAGAACAAGUUUCUCUUUGCUGGUUUUCCUGGGACCUUUUCCUUACAAGAUAAGGAAUCCGUGCCCUCAGCUUCCCCAGGGGGCACCCCAAAGCACAGUGUGAGGAAGACGACGAGCACAGAGGACCCGAAGGGCCCCCAUCCGGAGGGGCUCUUCAUGACGCCGCCUGUCGGAGCGAGCCUGGGCAGCCUGAAGAGUGAGUGUGCGCCCAGCAGCUCGACCAAGCGGCAAGGGCAGCAGGCCACACCCUCCGCCGGCCAGGUGUCCAGCAGUCCAGAAGACCACGUCUGCCUGCUGGAUUGCAUCGUCGUGGACCUGCAGGACAUGGACAUCUUCGCGGCAGAGAGACACCCGCGGGAGGACGCUCAGGCCUCGGACGGCGGCGGGGGCGACCUGCUCUUCCCCUCCUACUUCGUGCGGCAGACCGGGGGCAGCCUGCUCACCGAGCCCUGCAGGCUGAAGCUGCAGGUGGAGAGGAAUCUGGACAAAGAGAUCAGCCAUACCGUGCCGGACAUAUCCAUCCACGGCAGCCUGUCCUCGGUGCACUGCUCCCUGGAUCUGUGCAAGUACAAGCUCAUCCGCGGGCUGUUGGAGAACAACCUCGGAGAGCCCAUAGAGGAGUUCAUGCGGCCUUACGACUUACAGGACCCGAGAAUCCACACCGUUCUGAGCGGAGAGGUGUACACGUGCGUGUGCUUCCUCGUUGACAUGGUGAACGUGAGUCUGGAGCUGAAAGAUCCAAAAGGAAAAGAAGGUGCUGGGUCCCUAGCCAGAUUUGACUUCAAGAAGUGUAAACUGCUCUACGAGAGCUUCUCCAACCAGACCAAGUCUGUCAACUUGGUCUCGCAUUCCAUGAUGGCCUUCGACACCCGCUACGCGGGGCAGAAGACCAGCCCCGGCACGACGAACGUGUUCAGCUGCAUCUUCCAGCCCUCCAAGAACAGCAGCACGACCCAGGGCUCCAUUCAGAUCGAGCUGCACUUCAGAUCUACGAAGGAUUCCUCCUGUUUUACAGUAGUUCUCAACAAUCUCCGCGUGUUUCUCAUAUUUGACUGGCUGCUGUUAGUCCAUGAUUUUCUCCACACUCCCAGCGACGUUAAGAAACAGACUAACGUUACUCCUUCUCGCCACCGCAACGCAAGUAGUGAACCUGCUGCAGUUCCCAAGACCGUGAAGAGUGGAGUAGUUACUAGGCGGUCUUCCCUGCCUAUGUCCACGGAAAGGCAUCUGGAGGUCAAGGUCAAUGUAACAGGCACGGAGUUCGUGGUCGUGGAGGACGUGUCUUGCUUCGAUACCAACGCCAUCAUUCUCAAAGGCACCACGGUGCUCACCUACAAGCCCCGGUUCAUUGAUCGCCCCUUUUCAGGAAGUUUGUUUGGCAUCGAGGUGUUUUCGUGCCGACUGGGGAACGAGCACGAUACGGCCCUUUCGAUUGUUGAUCCAGUGCAAAUUCAGGUGGAGCUGGUGGGGAAUUCCUCCUAUCAGAACAGUUCAGGGCUGAUGGAUGCGUUCAACAGCGGAGACUUCCCGCCCGUCCUGGAGAUUCAGUUACAAGCCCUGGAUAUCAGACUCUCCUAUAAUGACGUUCAGCUGUUUCUUGCCAUUGCAAAAUCCAUCCCUGAGCAAGCUCAUGCGGCAGUGCCUGAUGCAGUGGCCUUGGAGGCCAGUUCCGGUGGCAGUCACCUGCCUGGGGCAUCUGGAAUCGGAGAGGAAACCAGAGAAGGGACAAGACGUACCCUAGAUCCUGUCUUGGAGCUGCAGCUGGCCAGACUGCAGGAGCUGGGCUUCAGCACGGACGACUGCCGCAGGGCUCUCCUGGCGUGUCACGGCCAACUGAAAAAGGCAGCGAGUUGGUUGUUUAAGAACGCCGAGCCUCUGAAGUCUCUUUCCCUGGCCUCCAAGAGCCGGGAGAGCCAGGGGACGCUGCCAGCUCAGCUGGUCUCGGGCGUGGAGAUUAAAGCCGAGAGCGUGUGCAUCUGCUUCAUCGACGACUGCAUGGACUGUGACGUCCCUCUCGCCGAGCUCACCUUUUCCCGUCUGAACUUCCUUCAGCACAUACGGACCAGCCCCGAAGGCUACGCCCACUUCACCCUUUCUGGAGACUAUUAUAACCGUGCUCUGUCAGGCUGGGAGCCAUUUAUUGAGCCCUGGCCCUGCACCGUGUCCUGGCAGCAGCAGGCAGCCAGCCGUCUCCAUCCCCCUCGCCUGAAGCUGGAGGCCAAGGCCAAAACCCGUUUGGACGUCAACAUCACCUCGGUGCUCAUAGACCAGUAUGUGAGUACCAAGGAGUCGUGGAUGGCAGAUUACUGCAAGCAGGACAAGGAGGCGGACUCGGCCCUGUCAGAAGACUGGAUGGGCUCGUCAGUGGAUCCCCCGUGCUUUGGACAAAGCCUCCCCCUGGUCUACCUUAGAACUAGGAGCACAGCCAGUCUGACUAACCUAGAGCACCAGAUCUAUGCUCGAGCAGAGGUGAAAACCCCGAAGCGCAGGCAGCCCUUCGUCCCCUUUGCCCUGAGGAACCACACAGGCUGCACUUUGUGGUUCGCCACCCUGACCACCACCCCCACCAGGGCCGCCCUGUCUCACAGCGGGAGCCCAGGGGUGGUUCCCGAAGAGAACGGAGCCUUUCUCGACGAUGCUCACAACGUCAGUGAGUGGCGGGAAGUCCUCACGGGCGAAGAGAUUCCCUUUGAGUUUGAAGCACGUGGGAAGCUAAGACACAGACACACCCAUGACCUCCGGAUUCACCAGCUGCAAGUGAGAGUGAAUGGCUGGGAGCAAGUGAGCCCUGUGUCCGUGGACAAAGUGGGGACCUUCUUCCGAUACGCGGCACCGGAUAAGAAUUCGUCGUCCUCUACGAUUGGCAGCCCCGGCAGCAGAACAAACAUCAUUCACCCCCAGGUUUACUUCUCCUCCCUCCCCCCCGUCCGGGUGGUCUUCGCGGUGACCAUGGAAGGCAGCGCCCGGAAAGUGAUCACUGUGCGGUCCGCCCUCAUUGUGAAGAACAGACUGGAGACCCCAAUGGAGCUGAGACUGGACAGCCCGUCAGCUCCGGACAAGCCCGUGGUGCUUCCCGCCGUCAUGCCCGGGGACUCCUUCGCUGUGCCUUUGCACCUCACCUCCUGGCGGCUGCAGGCCCGGCCCAAAGGGCUGGGCGUGUUCUUCUGUAAGGCUCCCAUUCACUGGACCAACGUGGUGAAGACGGCGGAGGUCAGCAGCAGCAAGCGGGAGUGCCACUCCAUGGACACGGAGAAGAGCCGGUUCUUUAGGUUUUGUGUGGCCAUAAAGAAAGAGAAUUAUCCAGAUUACAUGCCCUCAAACAUAUUUUCUGACAGUGCGAAACAGAUUUUCAGGCAGCCCGGGCAUACCAUAUACCUCCUGCCGACGGUGGUCAUCUGCAAUUUGCUCCCUUGUGAACUUGACUUCUAUGUGAAAGGAAUGCCCAUCAAUGGGACGCUGAAGCCUGGCAAGGAGGUGGCUCUCCACACAGCGGACACAUCCCAGAACAUUGAACUAGGGGUGUCACUGGAGAACUUUCCGCUCUGUAAAGAGCUGCUCAUCCCGCCUGGAACCCAGAACUAUAUGGUGAGAAUGCGACUCUACGACACCAACCGGCGGCAGCUGAACCUCACCAUCCGGAUCGUGUGCAGAGCGGAAGGGUCCUUGAAGAUCUUUAUUUCUGCACCGUACUGGUUGAUUAACAAAACGGGGCUGCCGCUGAUCUUCAGGCAGGACAACGCCAAGACGGACGCUGCAGGCCAGUUUGAGGAGCACGAGCUGGCCCGGAGCCUGAGCCCUCUGCUGUUCUGCCACGCCGACAAGGAGCAGCCGAACCUCUGCACGAUGAGAAUCGGAAGGGGGAUCCAUCCCGAAGGCAUGCCGGGCUGGUGUCAGGGCUUCUCCCUGGAUGGCGGUAGUGGUGUGCGAGCUUUGAGAGUCAUCCAGCAAGGAAACCGCCCCGGGCUGAUCUAUAACAUUGGUAUUGAUGUCAAGAAAGGCCGAGGUCGAUAUAUCGACACCUGCAUGGUCAUCUUUGCCCCCCGUUACCUGUUAGAUAACAAGUCGUCCCACAAGCUUGCGUUUGCACAGAGGGAGUUUGCCAGGGGACAGGGAACAGCCAACCCCGAGGGCUACAUUUCCACCCUCCCCGGCUCCAGCGUGGUGUUCCACUGGCCCCGGAAUGACUACGACCAGCUGCUGUGUGUCAGGUUAAUGGACGUGCCCAACUGUAUCUGGUCUGGAGGCUUCGAGGUCAACAAGAAUAACUCCUUCCACAUCAACAUGAGAGACACCCUGGGAAAGUGCUUCUUCCUGCGCGUGGAAAUCACGCUCCGCGGAGCCACCUACAGGAUCUCCUUCAGUGACACGGACCAGCUGCCCCCUCCCUUCCGAAUCGACAACUUCUCUAAGGUCCCCGUCGUCUUCACUCAGCACGGCGUGGCCGAACCCCGGCUCCGGACCGAGGUGAAGCCCAUGACGUCACUGGACUACGCCUGGGAUGAGCCCACCCUGCCACCCUUUAUCACCCUGACUGUCAAAGGGGCAGGCUCCUCUGAGAUCAGCUGCAACAUGAAUGACUUCCAGGAUAACCGACAGCUGUAUUACGAAAAUUUCAUUUACAUCGCUGCUACCUACACAUUCUCUGGUUUACAGGAGGGGACAGGAAGGCCCGUGGCCUCCAACAAGGCGGUUACCUGUGCCGAGCUCGUCUUAGAUGUCUCCCCGAAGACACAGAGGGUCAUUUUAAAGAAGAAGGAGCCGGGGAAGCGCUCACAGCUGUGGAGGAUGACCGGCGCGGGCAUGCUGGCCCACGAGGGCUCCGCGGUGCCCCACAACCCCAGCCGGCCCCCCGCCGCCCGCCCCACCGAGGGGUCUGCCAUCUUGGACAUCGCCGGGCUGGCGGCAGUCACCGACAACAGGUACGAGCCGCUGAUGCUGCGGAAGCCGGAUCGCAGGCGGAGCACGACGCAGACGUGGAGCUUCCGCGAGGGCAGGCUGACCUGCGGGCUGCACGGGCUGGUGGUCCAGGCCAAAGGAGGACUUUCUGGCCUGUUUGAUGGAGCUGAGGUUGUCCUCGGUCCUGACACUGCCAUGCAGCUUCUGGGGCCAGUCCCACCUGAACAGCAGUUCAUUAACCAGAAGAUGAGGCCGGGCUCUGGGGUGUUAUCCGUCAGAGUCAUCCCAGACGGCCCCACCAGAGCACUCCAGAUAACAGAUUUCUCCCAGCGGAAAAGUGACCGUUCAUCAUACGAAAUGGAUGAACUUCCUGUCACCGAGCAAGAGCUGCAGAAAUUAAAGAAUCCAGACACAGAGCAGGAAUUGGAAGUGCUUGUGAAGUUAGAAGGUGGAGUUGGGUUGUCCUUAAUUAAUAAAGUCCCCGAAGAACUGGUCUUUGCAAGUCUUACGGGGAUCAACGUGCACUACACGCAGCUGGCAACCAGCCACAUGCUCGAGCUCAGCAUACAGGACGUACAGGUGGACAAUCAGCUCAUCGGCACCACUCAGCCCUUCAUGCUCUACGUGACUCCCCUGAGCAACGAGAACGAGGUCGUCGAGACAGGCCCCGCCGUGCAGGUGAACGCCGUGAAGCUCCCGAGCAAGAGCGCGCUGACCAACAUCUACAAGCAUCUGAUGAUCACGGCUCAGAGGUUCACGGUGCAAAUCGAAGAGAAGCUGCUCCUCAAGCUGCUGAGUUUCUUUGGUUACGAUCAAGCAGAGUCAGAGGUUGAAAAAUACGACGAAAACCUCCAUGAAAAGACGGCUGAGCAAGGCGGAACGCCAAUUCGCUACUACUUUGAGAAUCUCAAAAUCAGCAUCCCCCAGAUCAGGCUGAGCGUGUUCACCUCCAGCAAGCUGCCCCUGGAUCUCAAGGCCCUAAAGAGCACCUUGGGGUUCCCGCUGAUCCGAUUUGAAGACGCCGUGAUUAACCUGGACCCGUUCACUCGGGUGCACCCCUACGAGACCAAGGAGUUCAUCAUCAACGACAUCCUCAAGCAUUUCCAGGAGGAGCUCCUCAGCCAGGCCGCUCGGAUCCUGGGGUCGGUGGACUUUCUCGGCAACCCCAUGGGGCUCUUGAAUGACGUUUCCGAAGGGGUGACCGGACUGAUCAAGUACGGAAACGUCGGGGGCCUCAUUCGAAACGUUACACACGGAGUGUCAAACUCUGCGGCCAAGUUCGCGGGGACCUUAUCGGAUGGCUUGGGAAAGACGAUGGACAAUCGGCAUCAGUCGGAGCGGGAGUAUAUCAGAUACCACGCGGCCACCAGUGGCGAGCACCUCGUGGCCGGCAUCCACGGCUUGGCUCACGGUAUCAUUGGUGGACUGACCAGUGUUAUAACCUCAACAGUGGAAGGCGUGAAAACAGAAGGGGGCGUCAGCGGUUUCAUAUCUGGCCUUGGGAAAGGGCUCGUCGGCACGGUGACCAAGCCGGUAGCAGGCGCCCUGGAUUUUGCAUCAGAAACUGCCCAGGCGGUGAGAGACACAGCCACGCUUAGUGGCCCCAGGACUCAGGCGCAGAGGGUGCGGAAACCGCGCUGCUGCACGGGGCCCCAGGGGCUGCUGCCCCGCUACUCGGAGAGCCAGGCGGAGGGGCAGGAGCAGCUGUUCAAGCUGACGGACAACAUACAGGACGAGUUCUUCAUCGCCGUGGAGAACAUCGACAGCUACUGCGUGCUCAUCUCCUCCAAGGCCGUCUACUUCCUGAAGAGCGGGGACUACGUGGACCGGGAGGCCAUCUUCCUGGAAGUCAAGUACGACGACCUCUACCACUGCCUCGUCUCCAAAGACCACGGGAAGGUGUACGUGCAGGUGACCAAGAAGGCGGGGAACACCAGCAGUGGCGUGUCCAUCCCCGGCCCCUCCCACCAGAAGCCCAUGGUCCACGUGAAAUCGGAGGUCCUCGCCGUCAAGUUGUCACAAGAAAUAAACUAUGCAAAGAGCCUGUACUAUGAACAGCAGCUGAUGCUACGGCUCAGUGAAAACGAGGAGCAGCUGGAGCUGGACUCCUGAGGAAUCCCGGCUUCCCAGCGCGGAUGGCCGGCCGAAAGGGGGUGCUUCGGCCCCGCCCCCACCAGUCAGGCGCCUCCGUCGGUCGGAGGCCGCACGGAGUCCCGGCUGGGGGGCGAGUCCCAGUGCGCGGAGAAGUUCAUGCUGAUGGAGGGUGUGGAUGGGAACCAACCGUGUGGAUUCGUGGGGUGGGGGUCACCUGAGAUGAUGGGGAAGUAAUUUUUAAAAGGCGCUGGUUGGCCACCGUAACAAAGCAAGUGCCCGGAGACGAAGGUGAUCUUUGGAUUGCCCCGCAGCUCGUGAGCGUGUAUAUAUGUACAACUGUGUGUUUGUAAAUACAUAGGCGCGUUUCCACACAGGGCCUGUGAUGUGUGUGAAGGCUUGUUCACUGUAAAGUAAUAUAAAGUUAUAUUGGAUCUUCUAUUGCACUAACUCUACACGGCUAAUUCAGGGUAUUCUCCACAAAAGGCACUCUUGAAAGUUGACAAAUGUGAGGUUGGAAACCAGAGAACUCGCAGCAAAGGACUGACUGCGGCGGGGUGGGAGGGGCUCAGCCUGCCACCCAGGGAACCGCGGUGCUGGGCGGGGCCGGGGGCGGGGCCAGGGGCAGGCGGGAGCUGGCCCUGAAAGGGGCAGGGGCGUGGCUCGGGAACCCAGCUGUGAUUUAUUCCCCACCCUCCCUCACUUUAAAGGGAGCCCUUAGGUUAUCACAAAUUAUUUUUUUAUCUGCCUAUUUCCUUGGCUUUCUCCUGAUGGGUCUUGCCAACCUAAAAGUUUUUCCUGGGUUAUUAUCAGAGAGGGUCAGCUUGAAAUACGGGUGGGCUCUGUUGAUUUAGAAGGGG